This is a messenger RNA of Cercopithifilaria johnstoni, 1431 nucleotides long. The record is from the annotation of a GenBank genome assembly. Lineage: Eukaryota; Metazoa; Nematoda; Chromadorea; Rhabditida; Onchocercidae.
AUGUCAUGGCGUCCAGCAUUGUGCACUGCCUAUAAAGCACUUAUUGGCUCACAUGGCAUGUAUCUUUCGCUUAGGACGGCAGCAGCUUAUGCAUCAUGCGAUGUAUGGCGUAAUAUUUCUGCACCCCAAGUUACAUCCUUAAAGAAUGGAUUUCGCAUUGUCACCGAAACUAAAGAGCUACCAACUGUUGCCGUCGGCGUUUGGAUCAAUUCCGGAAGUCGUUUUGAAAAUGAGGCAAAUAAUGGAAUUGCAAAUUUCUUGGAACACAUGAUAUACCGUGGCACAGAAAAACGGUCGCAAACAGAACUGGAGAUAGAAUUGGAGAAGAUCGGUGCAAGAUUUGAUUCAUAUACUUCCAGAGAACAUAAUGCGUUUUAUGUGCAGUGCGUCCCAAAAGACGUAGAAAAUGUGGUGGCACUGCUGGCCGAUGUGCUGCAAAACAGUAAAUUAGACCAAGCGGCUUUGGAAACGGAGCGUACUCGAAUUUUGUGUGAAAUGAAUAAAAUGGCUGAAGAUCACAGUGAAAUGGUUUUUGAUUAUCUUCACAAUGCUGCUUUCCAAGGAACACCUAUGGCUAAAUAUAUCCACGGUACGGAGUAUACAGUGAGGAAUUUGACACGAAAUGAUUUACGCAAAUAUGUGGAUUCUCAGUACAGACCAUCUCGAAUGAUCCUAAGUGCAGUUGGCAACAUUGAGCAUUCCAAGAUUUCAAACCUUGCUGAACGAUAUUUUGGUGAUCUUUCAAAAGGUCAAUCAGGAAAUACUUCUGAUUCGAAAGGAAUUCGUUUCACGGGAAGCGAGUUCCUGUAUCGGAAUGAUGAUAUACCCUUCAUGUAUGGCGCAUUGGCAGUUGAAGGUGUUGGUUUUAGUCAUCCCGAUGCUAUCCCGUUAAAGGUUGCAAGUACGAUGAUUGGUGAUUGGGAUUGUACACAACUGUCAUCAACGAAUGCUGCCACUGCUGUUACGCAGAAAAUUUCUACAGGCUAUGGUGUGCAUCAUUUGAAGUCGUUUUCCAUCAAUUAUAGCGACUGUGGUUUGUUUGGAUUCUAUAUCGUUAUGGACGGUAGCGAUGUAGCAUCUACGACAUUUGGCAUGAAGGAAGUUAUUCGGGGAUGGAAAAAAAUGGCUGUAGGAGUAUCUGAAGAAGAAGUUGAGCGGGGCAGGAAUAUGUACAAAACAAUAGUAUUUUCUUCAUUGGAAUCAAGUGUUACGCGUGCUGAUGAUAUUGCUAAACAGGUCUUUUAUACUGGUACUGCGCAAUCAUUGUCCGAUCUUGAAAAUGCUAUUGAAAGUGUGGAUAAGGAGGUAAUAAGUGAAGCUAUGAACAAGCACGUUUAUGAUCGAGACUUUGCAGUUGCAGGAGUUGGACGCACCGAAGCUUGGCCAGAUUAUUAUCAAAUGAGAAUAGGCAUGAGUUCUUGGCGAUUAUAA